ACCGACGACCACUCAGGGAGGGAAGAUGGAGUAGAGCAGAGGAGAUAUGCUGAUUUCGAGGACCCAUCCAUCCUAGUACUGCAGCUGAGACAGUUGUGUUAGACAAUGAACGUGGUUGUCACCUCUCCCCUCGCCAGUGAGGCCCCCUCCCCCAUGAUCACCUCAGUUACGCCCACCCUGGACCCCCCAUCAGGUGACCCCCAUGACCUGGAGGAUACCUCCUCCACAGCCUCUCCAGGCCUCGCUCCAGGGCCCAGCAAGGGCAGCCCUGGCCUGGACUCGCCCCCCCGGGAGAGAGACCCCUCGCAGAGGUCUCGGAAGCCCCCUCCCCUGCACACGGGGGCGGACUGGAAGGUGGUUCUUCACCUGCCGGAGAUCGAGACCUGGCUGAGGAACACCUCAGAGAGGGUCCGUGACCUCACACACUCCGUCCACCUGGACUCCCAGAACAGGCACGUGGAUGUGCACCUAGUUCAGCUCAAGGACAUCUGUGAGGACAUCUCAGACCACGUGGAGCAGAUCCACGCGCUGCUGGAGACGGAGUUCUCUCUGAAGCUGCUGUCCUACUCGGUGAACAUCAUUGUUGACAUCCGCAGUGUUCAGCUCCUGUGGCACCAGCUGAGGGUGUCCGUCCUGGUGCUCAAGGAGAGGCUGCUGCAGGGGCUGCAGGACUCCAACGGCAACUACACCAGGCAGACCGACAUUCUGCAGGCCUUCUCUCAGGACCAUGACCAGACCCGCCUGGACGCGCUGACUGAGGUGGACGACUGUGGUCAGCUGACCAUCAAGUGCAGCCAGGACUACUUCUCUCUGGACUGUGGCAUCACUGCCUACGAACUGAGUGACUACAGCCCCAGUGACGACGCAGAGGCCCGAGGCCAGGCCCAGGAGGGGUCACAGGAGGGUCCGCAGGCCCAGGAGGGGUCACAGGAGGGUCCGCAGGCCCAGGAGACGAGGUGUUCCUACCCUGAGCUCCAGCGAGACUUCCCAGAGCUCCUCCAGAGCGUCAACCUCCUCACCAUCGCCGCCGAGAACCUGUCCUCCAAUCAGGGGCUCGUCUCCAAAGAGAGGGUGGAGCCUGGCGCCUGUGAGGACACGCCCGCCUGUGUGGAAAAAGACAACAACUCUCUGUCCGUGCCCACAAUGCACUGCGGUAGCAGUACGCCUCAGAGCGAGAGUUCGCUCUCCAAGCGUCCUCUCCAGGGGAGGGUGAGCAGCGAAGUGUCCCCCACCCAGCCCUCUCUUCCCCCCAAGAGGGCUAUGUACCUGGAGGGUGAGGACCUCCACUACACCCACCCAGGGGGCAGCUUUCACAGAUCCAGCCUGCCUCCGGGCCUCCAGUUCCAGGCCGAACUGAGCCGGAGCACCCCCUCCCUUUUGGAUCCUCCGGAUCGCUCUAAGUUCUGGCUAGAGCUGGACAGUGUGUACCCCAAUGCAAACGCCAGCCAAUCCUACGAGAGCCUGCAAGCUAUGAAUGGAAAGAACCUGCAGAAGAGCCAAAAGCAGAGGCUCAGAGAGGGGCCCAAACUCGGGGGGGUCAUAGCCCCUUUCCCCCUGCAGAGGAGCAUCUCCGAGGCUGGCCGCCCCCCAGGCCUGCAGGAGUUUGAAGCAGAGUACCAGGAGCUCUGGGAUUGGCUGAUGGACAUGGAUUCAGUGGUGACGGACAGCCAUGAGCUGAUGAUGUCGGAGGAGCAGAGGCAGCAUCUCUACAAGGGUAACAGCGUAGAGAUGAGCAUGUGGCUGCCUAAGAAGACCCACCUGCUGGGGUGGGCGGAGUCUUUACGCAGGAGUGGGGCGGAGCUUCCCGUGGACUUUGACCAGCACGUCGACCUCAUGACCCAGAAGUGGAACCAGCUGCAGAAGAUCCUGGCGGAGCAUUCUGGGAGCUGUAGUCCUUUGCAGGACCCCAGUGUGGCUUUGUCACCCCAGACCAACUGCAUGGUGAGGCAGCUGGAAGAUCGCAUCAAAGAGCUGAAGGGCUGGCUGAGGGACACGGAGCUGCUCAUCUUCAACACCUGUCUGAGGCAGGACACACAGCCGCAGGCCAGCACGCAGCUCCAGAGCUUCAAGUCCUUGUGUCUGGAGGUGCGAGGCCGGCGUAAGGGUGUGGCCUCUGUGCUGAGACUCUGCCAAAGGCUGCUGGAGCAGGGCGAACAGCACAGGGAGGCCCUUCAGGUGGGCCCAGUCGCACAGCUGCACCAGGGGGCCCUCCAGAUGGGCCCAGAAGCAGAGCAGCACCAGGAGGCCCUUCAGCUGCUGGCUAUCAACCUAGAGCGUCGCUGGGAGGCCAUCGUCAUGCAGGCGCUGCAAUGGCAGACCCGCCUGAAGAAGGUCCUGGGGCCUGAGCAGGUUCCAGGGAACUUUCUAGAACCUGCUCUGAUGGACCUUCAUGGUGCUCCCCCUGAGGACUCCUGGGAAUGGGACGAGAUGGACAUGACCAUCGCAGACACGCAGGGCAGCCACACACACAGCCCUGACCUCCACUCGGACACCCACGGUCCACAGUCCUCAGGGUUAGCUCCCUCUCACCCUCUCUACCCCUCCACCCGGGCGGGGGACUCGAUGAUGGUCCCUCCUCCGUCCUCUCAUCAUCCAGUCAACACUGUCUAUCAAGUUUACAGCGUCCAUAACAUCGAGCUCUACUGCCAGCCCCACUUUCCUUCCCCUCUCCCCAAGACCCUCAGCCACGAGGCCCACAGGAAGCAGACCCUCAGCCACGAGGCCCACAGGAAGCAGACCCUCCUGAAGAGCCUGAGCAAAGACUCCUCCUUCUCCUCGGUGGAGUCUCUGCCCGACCUGCUGGGGGCGCAGAGGGGCCGGCAAGGCCCCCGGGGCGGCAACGCAGCCCGGCGAUCGGAGAGCGAGAGCGGGAUCGUCAGCGAGGGGGACACGGAGACCACAGCCAACUCUGAGACCUGCCAGCUGGAAGAGAUGGAGGGAGAGGGGGAGGAGGGGAGGGGCAGCCACCUCUCUCCCCCCCGGGGGUCAGACUCCCCCUCGGUGGACCGGGUGUGUGACGGGGAUAUUGAUAGGAUACUGGAGCGAGCCAAUCAGUGCGCUCUGUACGGAGACUGCGUGGUGCUGAAGAGAGACCCGAGGUCUAAAUCAGGAAGGAAGAGGAGGGAGGACAACGAGAGAGAGAUGAGACGAAAGAGAGAGAACAGAGAGAACAGGAAGAAUUGGGACGAAAGCGAAGAGGCGAGGAGAAAGAAAGAACAGGACGUCGAGAUGAGAAGGAAGCACACGAGAGACCCAGUGGAGAUCCUAGUGAACGGGCACGGCUUCACCCCUGACUCAGACUCCGAGGGGGGCUUUGGCUCCGACGGAGCCUGCAUCCCCGGCGGAGACAAGCAGGAGGGAGGGGUCACCAGCGGGCAGGCAAAGAGCCUCCGCCACCGAGUCUUCUCCCCCCUCCCCCUGCUGUCCCAGGGGUCGUCUUUGGAGUCUCUGUUCACAGCAGGGGAACUGUUCCCGGCAGGCAAAGACCCUCUGCCGCGCAGCAUCUCCCUGGAGAGCUGGCUGGCCCCUGGUAGGAGUGGGGAGGAGAUGGGCAGCCAGGGUAGUCUGGGGGAGCUGGGGCCGGGGGAACCAGGCGAGCCUGGGGAGGCGGGAGGCCUGGCCCCCGCUCUAGGAGGGGAGGCGGCCGGGGAGCUGAGCCGCCGCACCCUGGAGCUCCUGCGUCGCCUGGAGGACAUCCAGAGCCCCCUGGCCCAGAAGAUGACCCGCAGCAUCUCAGACAUCACCCUGCAGAGCUGCUCCCUGCGUCUGCCGGCCCCCGGGGGGCGUCUGGGCCCCCGCGGCCCCCCCUCCUCCGUCAACGAGAGCUCGGCCGCCUCCCUGACGGAGCUGAGCAGCGCCGAGGAGUCGUCCGCCGCGUCCGAGGACCUGGCCCUCCUAAAGAACCGCCUCUUCCCCGACACCAACGCCUCCUUCAGGAAGCGGUGCCAGCGCGCGGGCGCGGCCCCGGACGAGGCGGACGCCAGCGUCAGCAUGGUGGUCAACGUGUCCUGCGCCUCGGCCUGCACCGACGACGAAGACGACAGCGACCUCCUCUCCAGCUCCACCCCCACGCUCACCGAGGAGGAGCUGGGGGGGAGGGAGGGGGAGGAGUCCAACAUGACCUCCGAGGAGGAGGAGGAGGAGGAGGAAGACGAGGAGGAAGAGGAGGACGGCACGGAGGAGUCCUUCGCCCUGGGGCUGGAGUACAUGAGGAACGAGCUGCAGAGCUGGAUCAGACCUCGGCCUCAAUCCUCCUCUUGCUCGCCCGCCGCCAGGGAGAGAGGGGAGGCCGACCUGGGGGACGAGCUCCAGUGCGGGACGGCGUCCCGGGAGAACGCGUCGUCCCCCGCCAACGACCGCCGCUUCCUCAGCGGCGCCGCGCUGAAGCUUCUGGAAACCAACGCCAACGUGCGGAGCGAGCACGUGCAGAAGCAGCCCCGGGAGGGGGAGGUGGAGGCCAACAGGAGGAACGCCACGUGCAGCUACAUCAGCCGGCUGGUGGACGACAUGGAGAACGGCAACGUGGAUCAGUCCCAGCUGAAGAGGAAAGACGCGGAGGACGAACUGCUGAUGAGAGAGGAGGGGAGUCUUUACACCAAGACGGGCGAGGCCUGCAAGGACUCCGCGGGCGGGGACUCCAGGAACGCGGCCGCCAUGACGACCACGUGCUCCGCCUCCCCUUCCUGCGAGCUCCUCCCAAUUGAGAAUAAGCAGGCCUCGUUGGAAAGCCAGCUGAGGGGCGAGAUCCCGUGUCACAGCUCCUCCCACCCGUCCCCCUCCCUCUCCCCCGUGGAAGACUGCAGAUCCCAUCAUGCACUGCUCCGAGGUGGGGGCCGACAGGCGAUCAACAGUCAGGAGACAUUCUCGUCCUUCCUGAGGGAGGAGAGUUGUAGACAGCCCGCCUCCUACGCCCUCGGCCACGCCCACCCCCGAGGACGGCCCUCCUGCUGCGGCCACGCCCCCUCGUCCUCCGACUCCCCCGGCGGGCAGCAGAAGGGGGAGAACGUCCACAACUUUGUCAUGGAGAUCAUCGACAUGACAACCGUCGCCCUGAGGAACAAGGAGAUCCAGUCGGAGCAGCAGGGGAAAGAGGAAGGAGGAGGCUCCAGCCCACCUCCCCUCAGCUCAGCGCAGCUGGCCCAGAUCAGAGACAAGGUGCUGGAGCACUCCCACAGGCCUAUCCAGCUACGCAAGGGAGACUUCUACUCCUACCUGUCCCUCUCCUCGCAUGACAGUGACUGUGGAGAGGUCAGCACCUGCCAGGAAAGCAAGAACAACACCCCUCUCCUCUCCAACACCCCCGACCUCCCCCCUGCCAUCUCCCCCUCCCCGGACCUGCCCCCGGCCCUCUCUCCCACCCUGGACCUUCAGGACCAGGAGCUGCUGUUUAAGGCCUGCACAGAGGAGGUGUACCUGGGCCCCCCGCUGUGCUACAGCAUGGUCCUCACCAAGAGGCCCCGCAGACGGCCCAGUCCCAAACUCACCGACAGCUUCCUCUCCUGUCACCUAGGGCCCAGUCCCAUACCAACAGAAACCUUCCUCUGCGACAAUCGAGGGCCCAGUCCCCAGCCAACAGCAAGCCCAGACUCCUAUCUCCUGGGGCCUUGUCCCUCAGCAGGAGCCCGUCCCGUCCUCUCCCCUGCCCAGAGUGCGGCAGCAGCGUACCAAGGCCUCGCCCGCACCGCCGUCUCUCCGGGAAGCCCGACCGGUAGCCUGGCUGCGCCGAGCCGUAAUGAGCCUGCCUCUUAUCUUAAUCCCUCACGGUGUGAAAGCCAGAUAGACACUGUUGAAUGUUUUGCAGAUUCUAAAACGCUUGAAUCCAAUAUUGCUCCUGUAAUGACCAAGAUAAGCAUCUCUUGCUCCAGUACAAAUCCUUUAAAGGAGGCAGGCUGCGCCAGUAUUAAUCCUAAAAUUAACUCUCCGGCGAUGAGAGGGUGCGAUAGGGGCGAGAGAGGCUCUGCGGCUCAGUGGAUGAAACAGAGGAAUGUCAGGAAUGGCCGCAACUCGCUGCAGGAUGCAAAGGCCACUCAGAAACAGGCUCCAAGGUCAGGUGUAGGCAGCGUGGAGGGUACCAGGGGACCUCAGGUUGGCAGCCAUGUCACUGACAGAUCAGCUGCCUCCAGCAGGCCCCAAGUCAGGAGGCUGUCAGGGACCGUGGCUCCAGUCCCUGCCACAGCCCAGCUGUGAGGCUGUGGCAGCCCAGCCUGAGGGCCUGUCCUGUGGGCUCUCCUCUCACGCUGCAUGGCUCUCCCCUCCUGGAUGUCCCCAGGACCUGAUCAAGGACCAUCUCAUCCCCUCCACUGUACAUGCUGACCUGGGCCAUAGGAGAGGAAAAAAACAACAUCAUCGGACUCCAUGGCUUCUCCUCCUGGCCUUGUUCUAAGCUUCCCACUUCUUGUGCUCUUCCUGUUCUUGACUGCUGCAGCGUUGACCCCUAGCAACCUCCAGCUGAUCCAGGAAGUGGUUCAGCUUCUCACAUCCAACAGGAACUGAGCUACCUCACUGCUCUGCCACCAUGCAAUGACUGAAUGAAUCACAAGUGUGUGCGUACACACACUCACAUUCAGUUCUUCCACCAGUUUGCAUGGCAUCUCCCACUACUCCCCAGAUACUAUCUCACUACCAGUACUGUCCAGCCCCAGCUGCAAAUUCUUAGCCUAGGACCCCCCCCCCCCCUCCCUCCGCUGAGCUUGGGUGCAUCUCCACUGUCUGCUAAGAUCACGUUGUCUAGCAGGAACCUCAGCGGAGUCUCACUACUGCUACAGCAAGCAGAGGGCCUGGAACCAAGGCACACUGGAGUGUUCUGCUGGCUCCUGGGCGGGAGACCAUGGUAUUGUGUUCUUUCAAAUGGCAGAGAGAGAGAGUGAGGGUGACAGACGUACUCUAUGCAACACAGCGACAAUGCAACUUUGGAAACAGCUGAGUGGUGUGGUCUGCAGGUGGGUGUGAUAUAGAAGUGAGUGUGUGUGUGUACCAGUAUACUGUCUGAAGUUCCUUUUUUAAUACCUAAAAUGCAGGAGAGGAAAGGAAGGGGUUAAAACUUUAAAAUGUGUGCCUUGCUACUGUUAUUUCUGAUACCUUUUGUUAAAACUCUGCUUUACCAGUUAGGUGUUUAGAAGAAGUAGAGAAUGAGAGAGAAAAAAAGGAGGAUAAGGAAGGCAAAGGAUGACAAAAAGGCAAGGUUGAAAUAGGCAUCUGUAUAUAUGUAUACUGUACCUUUAAGCCUAGUUGUAUUCCGGUGGUACAUAUACUUGGUGUUUGUGUCUAACUGUAUGUGAACUGUGAUGUGAAAUAUUAUCAGCCUUAAAGUGCUAGACUGCAUGGUUAACAAUAUACUGUACUGAACAUGUUGAGAAAUAAACCUAAUUUAUUGGAAAUGAUGAUAGAAUAUGGUUUACCGAAUAUGUUUUCAAUUAAAUAGUGUGUGUGUG
This is a messenger RNA of Hypomesus transpacificus, 7430 nucleotides long. RefSeq names its product A kinase (PRKA) anchor protein 6 (gene akap6). The transcript is spliced from 12 exons. The record is from RefSeq and is a predicted model, not a curated record. NCBI's taxonomy places the organism in Eukaryota, Metazoa, Chordata, Actinopteri, Osmeriformes, Osmeridae. The coding region runs from base 106 to 6186 and encodes 2026 amino acids.